AUGAUUCAAAAUUAUAAAACUGUAUGUGACUCAAUUUUCACAAUUAUAAAACGUAAAAUUGAAUAUUUUGGAGAUAUGAGCAAUUUACAUGGCAUUAAUAAUCUGUUCUCCACAUCUCACAUCCCUUAUUUUAAGAGAUUAUUCUGGUUUGUAGUGCUUACGUCAAGCUGUUUUGGCGCUAGUAUCAUUUUGCAAUCUGCGCUCAAACUUUUCUCAACUGGCGUCGCUUCUUAUUCUCUUGAAACAAAUUACUUAGAUUGGAACACUCCCUUCCCAGCAGUAACAGUUUGCGAGCAAAGUGACAAUGGACGAGUUAAGGCAUAUUUAACUCAGCAUAGGUUGUCAUCGAAUCUAGCUUCAUUCUUCAAGGAUGUCGCUUUCUGGAAUGUUAAAUACUGCAGAACAUGUAACGUCUGUAAGAUCAACGAGACAUGUGUUGAAAAUUUCGAGAACGCCAUCGAAAAGAUUAGGCAUCGGUGCUCUGAACUUCUGACGGAUUGUUGGUGGGGUGGUAGAUACUUUAAAUGUUGUGAUGAGCUGCAUCCAAUUGAAAGUGAGUAUGGGAUUUGUUAUGUAUUCAAUUCUGCUCUGCUUGGCAACUCUAGUAUUCUGACAGUUAACAGACGAGUGGGGCUCAUCGACUUCGUGUUCUCAGCUGUUGAAUUAGUCGGAGUGAGAAUUCACGCACCUGACGACAUUGUAUCAAUCGCUUUGGAGAAUAUAUUAAGCCGCAGCGCUUCUUUGCCCCUUGUAACUGAAUUCGAGGCCAUUUUAAAGGUGGAACAAACAGUGAAUGAUUUAUCUGUUUCAUCUUUAUCAGAGACGAUGCGAGGUUGUCUCUUCAAAGACGACCGUCCACCAUAUCCGGAUUGGCCUUUCAAGCAGUACACAUAUAGCGGAUGCCUGCUGUUUUGCAGAGCUUUGGCACAAUAUAGUUCCUGUAACUGCUCUCAUCAUUUUCUGGCUAAAAUUGUGAAAAUUCCAGCAUGCAAUAUUAAGGGCUUGGCAUGUUUAUAUCAAAGUCGAGAUGAAUUCCUAAAAUAUGAAUGCAAUUGUCCAAUGGCUUGUGAAGACACACAAUAUAAAGCUGUUCACAUAUUUUACAAUCGAGUGAGCGGUAAGUUAUCAUCAGAGCUGAUGAAGCGAGGGUCCAGAGCUCGAGUGCGAUUUGCUUCGUUGCCGACCCUGAGAGUUCGAAGACUUGCUAUUAAGGAUACUCUUGGACUUGUUGUAGACAUUGGAGGGGUUGGCGGGGUGUUUUUCGGGGCCUCCCUUCUGAGUGUCAUCGAGCUGAUCUAUCUCUUUUGUAUCAGACGGAAUAGAAACUAAUAGGUAUUUUAUAAGCAGUUCCUAUAAUUAAAUAUCAAACAAAAAACUCCUAGUGGCUUAAAAUUCACUUUAUAAUGUAUGUUACAGAAUAAAUGAUAAUAAUUAUAUACAAUGCUAGUUCAGACUCGUGUAUGACUAAUGACGACACUGACAUAUACCCUUUGACAGUUGCAUGAGUUAUCGUGAGUCAGUAGAAUUGGGUUCAAAAUCAUUGUGUUGAAAAUACUCGAUUGUGUUACACGUGCACACUGAUUAUGUCAUUCUGCAACAUUACUACUUUAAAAUAUGCUUAAUCAUAAUUAUGCAUUACA
Messenger RNA from Nymphalis io (European peacock), 1640 nucleotides. Its product is annotated as sodium channel protein Nach-like. Gene Ontology annotation, molecular function: ligand-gated sodium channel activity. The transcript has 10 exons. Bases 1 to 1329 code for a protein of 442 amino acids. Gene Ontology annotation, biological process: sodium ion transmembrane transport. Lineage: Eukaryota; Metazoa; Arthropoda; Insecta; Lepidoptera; Nymphalidae. The record is from RefSeq and is a predicted model, not a curated record. Gene Ontology annotation, cellular component: membrane.